AUGUACGCCAAGGGGGGCAAGGGCUCGGCGGUGCCCUCCGACAGCCAGGCCCGCGAGAAGCUGGCCUUGUAUGUCUAUGAGUAUCUGCUACACGUAGGAGCCCAGAAGUCGGCCCAGACCUUUCUGUCUGAGAUCCGAUGGGAGAAGAACAUCACGCUGGGGGAGCCCCCAGGGUUCCUGCAUUCCUGGUGGUGCGUAUUCUGGGACCUGUAUUGUGCGGCUCCGGACCGGAGAGAGGCCUGUGAACACUCCAGUGAGGCCAAGGCCUUCCAGGACUAUAGCUCUGCAGCAGCCCCUAGUCCUGUGAUGGGGAGCCUGGCCCCCAGUGACACCAUGGCACCCGGCUUCUUCCAGGGCCCCCCCAGCUCCCAGCCGCCCCCCCACAAUCCCAACACCCCUAUGAUGGGGUCUCAUAGCCAGCCCUUCAUGUCACCGCGGUUCCCAGGGGGCCCCCGGCCCACCCUGCGGAUGCCGAGUCAGCCUCCUGUCGGGCUCCCUGGCUCCCAGCCCCUCCUUCCUGGUGCCAUGGACCCCUCCCCACGUGCACAGGGGCAUCCAAGCAUGGGUGGCCCAAUGCAGCGGGUAACGCCUCCCCGGGGCAUGGCCAGCGUUGGGCCCCAGAGCUAUGGAGGAGGCAUUCGGCCCCUGCCCAACUCGCUUGCUGGCUCUGGGUUGCCUGCCCUAAACAUGGGCCCAGGAGUGCGAGGUCCGUGGGCCAGCCCCAGUGGCAACUCAAUCCCCUAUUCUUCAUCCUCCCCUGGCAGCUACACAGGACCCCCUGGAGGAGGUGGCCCCCCUGGAACUCCCAUCAUGGCCAGCCCUGGAGACUCCAACUCCAGUGAGAACAUGUACACCAUCAUGAACCCCAUCGGGCCCAGUGCUGGCAGGACUAAUUUCCCUCUCAGCUCUGGCCCGGAGGGCACCAUGGCGGCCAUGAGUGCGAUGGAACCGCAUCACGUGAACGGAUCCCUGGGCUCGGGCGACAUGGACGGGUUGCCGAAGAGCUCCCCCGGCGCUGUGGCCGGCCUGAGCAACGCCCCGGGCACCCCGCGGGACGAUGGCGAGAUAGCGGCCGCCGGGACUUUCCUGCACCCGUUCCCGAGUGAAAGUUAUUCACCCGGGAUGACCAUGAGCGUGUGA
Messenger RNA from Orycteropus afer afer, 1140 nucleotides. RefSeq names its product single stranded DNA binding protein 4 (gene SSBP4). The transcript has 18 exons. Gene Ontology annotation, cellular component: nucleus. The record is from RefSeq and is a predicted model, not a curated record. Gene Ontology annotation, biological process: positive regulation of transcription by RNA polymerase II. Bases 1 to 1140 code for a protein of 379 amino acids. Gene Ontology annotation, molecular function: single-stranded DNA binding; protein binding. NCBI's taxonomy places the organism in Eukaryota, Metazoa, Chordata, Mammalia, Tubulidentata, Orycteropodidae.